AAAACAAGCAGCGCAAUAUCUAUGAUUUCAAUGAUGAAAUUGGCCUAGGCAAAGAGAAAUACCAAAAGAAACGAAAAUACCAAAAGAAACAAAGAUACCAAAAGAAACAAAGAUACCGAAGAAACAAAGAUACCGAAGGGAAUUACGCCAAAGGGAACAAAGAUACUGAAAGAAAUGAAGAUACUGAAGAGAAUGAGAACACCGAAGAGAACAAAGGCACCGAAGAAAAUGAAGACACCGAAAAGAACGAAGACACUAAAGGGAACGUGAAUACCAAAGAAAGCGAAGACACUGAAAGAAGAAAAAUACUGAAGAAAACAAGGAAAUAA
Messenger RNA from Racocetra persica, 329 nucleotides. Lineage: Eukaryota; Fungi; Glomeromycota; Glomeromycetes; Diversisporales; Gigasporaceae. The record is from the annotation of a GenBank genome assembly.